GUCUUAGACGCCUCUAUUAGGCAGGAAUGGUUAGACCUAUGCCUCUCUACUAACACAACACAAGCCGGGUCUGACAGCUCACUCUUGGCCUUUUGAGCACGCUGCAGUCGGCGCUUAUGUCUUCUCCGCUCUCCAACGUAAAAAACCCUUAUACCGCAACCAUGUUUGAGACAAGCAGUGAUGACCUGUUCCUACCUGCUUACCAUGAGGAGCUGGUGGACAACCUGCUAUCCAGUGAAGAGUCUGAUGGUGACAGUGGUGGUGAGGGCCUGUCCCUGGCCAAGGCCCUGCUGCCUCUGGUGGAGUCCUCCUCCCCUCCACUCAUCCCUUUUGUGUGUUCCACCCGCUACAAGACUGAGUUGUGCACCAGCUACUCUGGCUCUGGUGUCUGCAAAUACGCCGACCGCUGUCAGUUUGCCCACGGUCUCCAUGAGCUCCAUGUGCCCUUCCGACACCCCAAAUACAAGACUGAGCUGUGCCGAAGCUACCACACAACAGGCUACUGCUACUACGGCAGCCGCUGUCUGUUUGUGCACAGCCCCGAUGAGCAGAGGCCCUGUGUGCGCCGCAAGAGGAAUGUCCCCUGCCGUACUUUCAGGACCUUUGGCGUCUGUCCCUUUGGCACCCGCUGUAACUUCUUGCAUAUUGAGGGUGGAGAGAUUGGAAGCAGCCUGACAGACUCCCAUGAGGCUGUAGAGAAGGCCCCUAACCCUAUGGCUCAGAGUCCUGCCAGUCCCCAGGUACAGCCCCAGUCCAAGGAUUGGAGGCCCAGAGGAGCAAUCUGCCGCACUUUCAGCUCCUUUGGCUUUUGCUUGUAUGGUACACUCUGUCGCUUCCAGCAUGGCCUUCCCAACAAACUCUCCGGCACUGAGCCCAGUCCAGGCCUGUUUGGCUCCAGGUCCUCCCAGGGCAGCAGUGGCCUUCCUUCUCCCUGGUUCACAUCUUCCCCAGGCUCUUCAGCCUCCUCCUCACCCCCCUCCACUCCCCCGCUCACAACCCCUACUGCAGAGGCCACAGCCAACAACGCCUUCACUUUCUCUAGCCAGCACCUGAGUGAGCUGCUUCUGCCCCUGGCCCUGCACCUGCAGCAGCUGGAGAGCACCAAGGCUCAGGAGAUCUGGGACAACCGGGCACUCUGACAUGCUGUCUUCACACAGGGGCACUCGCAGCAUUUGUAUUCUUGAAUUUUUUUAAUUUUUUUUUCCCCCUCAGGAACUAACUUUUUUGAGGUUUGAGUGCUUCUGUCAGCAGGUCAAGCUGGACUUGAACUGUUCAGUUGUAGGCCUCUAGUCUGUAAGGUUUCGGAUGGGCCUUGUCUCAAUGUAAAAAUUUUAACUAUUGUACAUAAUCAAUGAUUUGAGUAAGUAAUGCUUGAUUGCAGCAUUGUGAUUAAACCAUUUUAAAACUA
Molecule: messenger RNA, 1408 nt
Organism: Periophthalmus magnuspinnatus
Lineage: Eukaryota; Metazoa; Chordata; Actinopteri; Gobiiformes; Gobiidae
Gene: cth1
Product: cysteine three histidine 1
Exons: 2
Coding region: 117-1139 (340 amino acids)
Molecular function (GO): mRNA binding; metal ion binding
Source: RefSeq, a predicted model, not a curated record